AUUGUUUUUGUUGAUCUUACGAGCCCCUUCUUCGGUCUUGGUAUUUUUACAAAAACAAUGUUUAAAGAUGUUUACAAAAGAAUUCUUUUUUUUUUUUGAAGAAGGUGGUUUAAAUUGGCAUCACAGCAUUCAGAUAGAGUAAACAGACAAAAGGACCACAAUUAACCAUCAGUCCUCAAACCAUACUUAGAGUCAAAGUAGCAAUAUGACUCGUUGAUCCUGUAAUUGGCAUAAAUGAGCCAAAGGCGGUCAAGGCAGACCUCCCAUCAUCCAAUCAUAAAUAGAACAACAACAUGCAGUUUGAAAUAAAUAAAACAAACAAAAUAAAACGGAAUUAAAAUAGAGAUCACCCGUUUUCUUUCCAACCCUAGAUUGUCCAGCACUCCAUGCAGUGAUGGACCCGGGCCGGGCCGGGCCGGUCCGGUUCGGGCCUAGGCCCGGGCGGGCCGGCGGUUCAGGAUUAGUGGACCCGGGACCGGCCCGGGUAGCCACCGGGUCCGGGCCGGGCCUCCGGUUUGGGUAUUUUUUUUUGCUUUCCUAACUCUCCCCUCACCCCCCAAACCCCUCGUAGCCAUCAAGCCCAACCCGGGUGGAACCCCAAAAAAUGAAAAGAAAAAAUCAAUUUGGCCUGGACCCAGGCCCAACCCGGCCAGGCCGUUUCACCAAAAGUGAGACCCGAGCCCGGACCCCCCCCCCCCCGGGCCUAGGCCCGACUCGGACCCGGACCCGAGAACCGGUCCGGUCCCGGACCCGGGCCGGUCCAUGGGUCGGGUGGCCCGACCCGACUACCCGAGUCCACCACUAACUCCAUGGUUGCGGUUCAGGAGGAGACGAGCCAGUAGUACUGUAGCUUCUUCCAGACCACGUAUCUUAUUCAUCAUGUUCUCUGUCAAGUCUCCACUUUCGUCACCAAUCACAUAUGACCUUGAAACCAUAUCGGUUCCAUCUUUUAACCUCAAGAUUCGAGCCUUCAUUCAUGACCUUGAUGUCAUCCUCUCGCUAUUGCUGUCUCUGAUUCUUGUUUGCACCAAGAAACUCGUCACAUGGGAAAAGCCACAAAUCGAAAAGCCGCCCAAUUGAUCAGAUCGGCGGAAGAACUGAAACUCUAACUAGAGGGAGACCACCGGUGCUUCGUAUUAUUUCAUCAGAUAGAUAUGCACAAUUUCAUAUCUCACUACCUCGAUACUCCUUGCGUCUAGCAGCAACCUCCUCACGGGAGUCGCAGCACUCCCAGAAACUCCCGUUUAGAAAAGAAUUCUAAAAAAGUUUUUGUUCAUUUGUUGAUUUAUUCUCUAUUCUCUCUCUCUUUUUUUUUUUUUUUGAAAAUAUCACUGUUGGAUUCAAAGGUUGUGCAGACGCCCCAUGUUUUUUGUUCAAAUGUUUGAAAAACAAUAAAAACUUUUGUUUAUAUAUGCACUUUUUUAAUAAAAAAUAUUUGUGGGGCUGUUGAACCAAACAAAUAAAAAAAGAAAUGAAAUUGGUAUUUGUACACGCCAUUGGAAACGAUGGUAUUUUGUUUGUCAAGAGACUAUUUUGUCCAUGUAGAGACAUUUUUUCAUUUUAUAGGGAAGGGUAAUUCUAU
This is a messenger RNA of Cuscuta epithymum, 1582 nucleotides long. Lineage: Eukaryota; Viridiplantae; Streptophyta; Magnoliopsida; Solanales; Convolvulaceae. The record is from the annotation of a GenBank genome assembly.